This is a messenger RNA of Suillus subalutaceus, 563 nucleotides long. Its product is annotated as calmodulin. Gene Ontology annotation, molecular function: calcium ion binding; enzyme regulator activity. Lineage: Eukaryota; Fungi; Basidiomycota; Agaricomycetes; Boletales; Suillaceae. The annotation marks the transcript as partial. The record is from RefSeq and is a predicted model, not a curated record. The transcript has 5 exons.
CGUCGCUGGUGUUAUCGUUGAUGAUCCCAGCGCUCAUUUACCCGCCACAGAAUUCAAGGAAGCUUUCGCUUUGUUCGAUAUAGAUGGCGAUGGCUCGAUCACUACCAAAGAGCUCGGCACCGUGAUGCGCUCAAUAGGUCAAAAUCCUACCGAAGCAGAGCUACAGGACAUGAUCAACGAGGUUGACGCUGAUGGGAACGGUACCCUCGACUUCACAGAAGAGGACGAGAUUAAAGAGGCGUUUAAAGUGUUUGAUGAGGACGGGAACGGUUAUAUCAACCCUGCUGAGCUGAGACAUGUCAUGAUGAACCUGGGCGAGAAAUUGACUGAAGCUGAGGUCAAUGAAAUGAUUCGUGAGGCAGACAUCGAUGGCGAUGGCCAGAUCAAUUAUGAUGGUUCAAACCUGACCUAUCGAAAGAUGAUGCUAUCGAAGUGAUGUGGAAUGCGUCAUGUACAAUAAAAUAUACUUCAGCAUUCUACUUACUCUUGUCUUUCUCUGCGCAAGUGACUCGAUCUAGAGUUGCAUAUUAACGUUCAACGUUCAAUUGCUAAUGUCAAAUGAA